Ictalurus furcatus (blue catfish) is the source of this 7716-nucleotide messenger RNA. RefSeq names its product AT-rich interactive domain-containing protein 3B-like. Gene Ontology annotation, biological process: regulation of transcription by RNA polymerase II. The coding region runs from base 680 to 2455 and encodes 591 amino acids. NCBI's taxonomy places the organism in Eukaryota, Metazoa, Chordata, Actinopteri, Siluriformes, Ictaluridae. The transcript has 9 exons. Gene Ontology annotation, cellular component: nucleus. The record is from RefSeq and is a predicted model, not a curated record. Gene Ontology annotation, molecular function: DNA binding.
UUAUUAUUAUUAUUAUUAUUACUAUUAUUUAAUUUGUUAUAAAAUCGAUAAUCCCCUGAGUAUCCCUUACCUCAAUAUAUUCUCAUUCUCUUUUUUUUUUUUUUCUUCCCAGUGUGAGAGCUAUGGUCUUAAAUCAUGCGAUAAUAUUACAGCCUUGUGAUUAAAAAAAAAGAAGACCUGCUUUGUUUAAUAUCUCAGAUUAGAGUACAGCACACAGUAAAAUCAUUCACUGAUUAUUUAGAUACGUUAGCUGUUAAUAGUUCAUAUCAAAAAUUGCUGUAAAACAAAAUGAACUGCUGAACUCGUGAGUGUGCGCUUAUCAGGGCAGUGCAAUGGGCGUGGUUAUGUAGUAUAUAGGCGGUGCUUUGGUAAAGGGGCGUGGUUUGUGUAGAGAAGGAGGGGCCGUGUGUUAAUGCAAGCGCGAGUCACAGCCUGAGCGCUACAGGCGUUAGGAGAUUAUGUGGUUGAGGUUUUCAUGUUUCCGUCCUCUCGCGUCACGUUCAACUUGGUUUUCUGGCGUCCCAGUGAAGUUCGUUAGCUGUUUACCAUAGGUACUUAGGGGUUUUGUUGUUGUUUGUAAAUAAUUCUUGAUCCAGGUCAGUGGAUAAGUUGCAUGCGCGUGCGGCGAGAGCGCUUGAGAAAGUGAAGCGCGCGAGGAACAGGGCGAAGAGCCGAAGGGAUGGUGGACAACUCCAGCAGCGACAAGACUCAAAUGGAGAGCAGUUUAGGAGGCAGCGUUUACCCUCAGGGAGGUGCAGCGGGGGUGAAGCUGGAAGCCGUGAUGGAGCAUUUGCAGCGGCAGCAGCAGGCGCGUUUGGAGAUGGAGCGUAAGGAACGGCGCUUGCGCGACGCUCAUCUGAUGUACGCUCAGCAAGUGGCUGCUCAGCAUGCCAUCCUGGCGGCGGCUCGAGUCUCGGCACUGGGAAACAGCGGUAAAGCCCAGGCGCACGGGGUUGCCCUGGACGAAGUCGCCCGGGGUAGGGACUCGGGCGACGACGACGACGAUGUCGAUGCCGAAAACGAUGACGAAGAGGAACCGAUGGCUGAUGAAGGCAGCGACGAAGACGAGGAGGACGGCCCAGUGAGCGGGCUGGAGUUUUUGCGCAAGCAGACGCUGGCGCUGCAGCAGAGCGCCAUGGCUAGGCAGUUUACCGGCUACGCUUCUGGCACUGCAGCAGCCACCAGGAUUCAGACAGACGACUCAUCUCCCGUCAGGGUCAAAGAGGAGCCGGAGGACGACCUUUCGCCUGCUGGUCCGCAAACCGCCACAUCUCCAAACGGACAGGCCGACUGGGGCUACGACGAACACUUCAAACAGAACGGCAGUGGUGUGUGGGGAGAGGAAUCGGACAGCAACAGAUCGAGAGGAGAGGCCUCCAGAGACUUCGCCAAGUUGUAUGAGCUGGACAACGACCCCAACAGGAAAGAGUUUCUGGAUGAUCUCUUCACCUUCAUGCAGAAAAGAGGAACCCCGGUGAACCGGAUCCCCAUCAUGGCCAAGCAGGUGCUGGACCUGUACAUGCUCUACAAGCUGGUGACGGAGAAAGGAGGCCUGGUGGAGGUCAUCAACAAGAAGAUCUGGAGAGAGAUCACCAAGGGCCUCAACUUACCCACCUCCAUCACCAGCGCCGCCUUUACACUCCGUACACAGUAUAUGAAGUACCUGUACCCGUACGAGUGUGCACGCAAAAGCCUGAGCUCUCCCAGUGAGCUCCAGGCCGCCAUCGACAGCAACCGGCGAGAAGGGCGUCGCCCCAGCUACAGCAGCAGUCUGUUCCGCUUUAGCUCUUCCCCUAGCUCCGCCCCUCACAUUCUCUCUCCUCCCAAAAUGCACCUGGCUGCUUUGGGUGCCGGAGCUGCAGCAGCACUGAACGGCCUGCAGGGGGCAUCAGUAAACUCACUCAAGGCUCUGGAAGACGCCGCCCCGUCUCUGCUGGCGGCUCGCGCCCCGGCCAUGGCUCUGGCCCUGGGGCCACAGCAAGUGGCAGGACUGGCUCGGGCGGCCACACUGGAGCAGCUGAGGGAAAAGCUGGAGACCGGUACAGGACUCGGAGUCUCCGAGGGGCCGGAAAGGAAGAUGGCGCGUCUAGCCGAGGAGCAGCAGAGACUCAUGCAGCAGGCACUUCAACACAACCUGCUAGCCAUGGCAUCCAACAUGCCCAUGAACCUGCGCAUGGGUCUGACACCAAGAGAAGAUAAGCACGACCUGGCCUUGAGCAUUUCCUCCACAGGGUCCGCCAGCAUCAGCGUAUCUGUAGAGGUGAACGGCGUCGUCUACUCAGGAACUCUGUUUGCUCAGAAGCCUGCGUCGGUGGCUGCGUCUUCUGCAGCCAGCAUGUCGUCCGUGACGCCCAGCACCACCUUCACCUUCCCCAGCCACAGCCCGUCCUCCUCCACCUCCUCUUCCUCUAAAGGUCCCAGCUCGGCCGAGCCGUCCACCAGCGGCUCACCGUAGCGGAGGACGAGGCCUCUGCCGCCCAGGCUUCAGCCUCUUCCUCCAGGCCUAGGCACGACCGCAACACGCCUCGCACGGAUGUUUUAAAAAAAUCAGACUGUUACACAACCAGUACCUCAUUUACUUCCUGUCAGCCUUGGCUGUCUAUACAUGUUCAGACAUAUUUAAUACACACACACACACACACACGUACAUACACACAGACAUGCACAAAAUACUCAUUCACAAACACUGUGCUAAAUAAAACGCUAAACACAAUCCGGGCAUUCAGCCAAAAAAUCAACUGACAGGUGUUCAUUACAGAACUUGAAGAUUUUUAUUUAGGAGGGGGGAAAAAAAUGCUAUUUUGUUUGUCUUCUGAUUUUUUUAUUAUUAUUUUUUCAAAUAGAUUUUUUUCCUCGUCUUGUUUUUCCUCCCUCUUUUUACAUAUUUUUACACACCGAGCAAUCUGCAACGGUUGAAUAUUACAAUAAUAUCUUUUACCUCAGGAGCCGUAGGAAAUACUCUAGCCGAGUGAAUUUUAUUCGAUUUUUUUUUUUUUUUUUUAAAAGAGGGGAUUUUCUCGCCCGGUCCUCGUCGUGUCUCUAUACGAUCACUCUCCUCUGAGCCUAAAACCUCAUGACCAGCUGCCUCGUCGUUGGGCGUUAGACCCGGUUUUAUACCUGAAGCGUAACUACGCGUGUGCUUGCGAAACACAGCAACGUGAGCGACGUUAUUCGCACGCUCGCCUGCAUACUUUAUGUACUCGGGAACGAUUCAAACUAACGUCCACUAGGGGGCGCGUCCCUGUCCGUCAAGUUUAAACGUGUCACGAUUCCACAGCAACAGUUCUGGGACACGCGCUUCUGCAUAUCCUUACACUGACAAAUAUUUACUAAUCUAAUAAAAGAAAAAAAUCCGUCAACCCGAAUCCAUUUUCAGUUCAAACAGUAACCUUAAUUAAGGACUACAUUUAGUGAACGCGAUUAGAGAGACGGUUCUGGUUAUUUGAAAUCCCGUCACGUCACACUAUACACACCCGCUUCUAAAACGGCGGCCGUUUUUGCACAAUUUAAAAGCGCGUAUAAACCCAAGGUUUGGGCUUGAGAAGACGACGACGACGACGUUGCGGUCACGGAGACGUUACGGCUUGCGAAACGAGCCGGAGCUUCGACUCGAACUUAAGACGCCCGUGAGCCGUGUGCCCACGGUGUGCGUUUACACUGACCAGCAACUCCGCUAGCAGAAAAUACCUCGAACCAGUCGCUAAAUAUGAGGAGAUGUACAGUAAACGUGCGGUGUUCUCAAGAAUGAGUGCAGUAUUUCUGUGUAAUGCUACUCGUCAUAUCUCGUCCAGUCUGCGGCCUCGGGCGGGCUUUACCGCUUCGGACUGGGCCUUUAACCGUUCGUGAGCUUUUAGACGUGUCACGAACCUACCUCAUCGUCAUUCAGCUGUGGAUUUCGGACUUCUUAUUUGACUUUUGUUAUGUUUUGUUUGGUAGGGCAGCACCCAGCAUGACUGGUGCGAAGCUGUGAUAGCUCUGAGCUCACGCAUAGCUCUGAUAGUCCGUACAUAGCUCAGCUCGUGAAUCACUCUGAAAGCUCUGAUAGCUCUGAGCUCGUGCAUAGCUCUGACAAAUGGUCACUAUAUAUGCUGUAGGACAAUCACCGAAGAUGGCGUCGGAGCGACGAGCGACCGAAUCGCAGCCCAGAGCCAGACGCUCUCGAACCUGCACGCCGACGAGACGCUGGAAUAUAUCAGAGUCCGGUUGAAAUAGUGUCGAGAACCCGAGAGUCUACGUCUCGACCGUUUGUGUUUCUAGAUUAUUUUUUUUUUCUUGUGGUUUUCUUUCCUUGUGUGUGAAACGCUGUAAAAUCAAACGCUGUCAAAUAUCGCAUUGGUCUUUUGCCUCUCGUCGUGGGAAGGCAGCUUUCUCAGGAACUACUCUGACAGUCAGUGAAACACAUCGUUCUUCUUCUUCUUUGAGAAAUACCUCAUGCUCUCUGAUGGAGACACUAACUAACGGAGCACGGACCAGAAUGCCAUGAAUUCCCGCCGCCCGUCUCCAAAAUCGCCCAAAUGUCCUCGGGGCUACCUCUCUCACGUCGUCUCGUCCUUAACGUUCUGCUUUCUCUGCAUUCGUACAAUCACGGUGGUGCAUUCUGGAUCGUUUGCACAGCUGGAUACCAAAGAGCAGCUCGCUUUCUUUCUCUCUUUCUUUCUUUCCGUCUGUCUGACUGUAACCCCGAGGUACAGUACAGCGCGCCCGUUGCCUCGGUGGCUUUGACGCGCAGUGAAGUUUUCUCCAAAACUGAACUCUAUGGAUGCCAUUUCGUACAAUAUCCGUAGAGGAGAGAUUAAUAACGGAGCCCCUCGUCUAUCGACACGGUGCCGGUGCUGCUUUUUACGAGCUUUUUAAACCGGUUCGAAACCCGAACUGUAGUUAGUCUCUCGACUUCCUUAAAAGAAGGAAAUCCACGUUUUAGUUCGGAAGAACGCAGGACGGCGCUCUAGCGUAGUUUUGUUCGCGCCGGCUGCAGAUUCACGUCUGCGACGCUUAAACGUCCGGCGUCUUCUACCCGCUCGAGUUCUAACGUAAAGCUGUUCCUCGGAGAGCAGGAUUCGACUUGUGAAGGCGCGUCGUGUAAGAAAGAAGUCGCCUCGUCUCUCGUGGGUGUGUAGCAACCACUACUUUGCGAAGCGACAGUAAGCGACACGCACAUCCGACAACCCGCUGUACGACCACAGCUUCGUACUAGCGUCGUCGAGAGAUUACCGAGCGAACCGCACGAGCCUCCUGACGCGUGGAUGAUCUCUGCUACUCGCUUUUGAAGCUUUGGUCAGAACAGUUCGACGGUACCGAGUCUAGAACCAGCACCAGGAUCUUGUCGAGAGAGGAAAGGGGAUGUUCGGAGCGGAGCGGAGCUGAUCUGUUGGUUAAUAAUGCUCGGAUUAAAUAGUUUAGGAGAUCGUUUAAGUCGAGGUCUGAAACGUAUCGCUUUUAUGAGGUGUGUGUGGGGUUUUUUUGUUUGUUUUGUUUUUUAAACAUGAAAACACUGAAGGUGCCGAAAGAUGUACACCACGUAGUGUUGUCUCACUCGCUCCGUCUGGCGAAACUCAGGAAGUACAUUUUGCCAAACACCUCAAACCAUCCUUCCUGAAAACUUCACCUUCCUUUAAAUGCUCACCUGCUGCUUGUGAAUGAUCUGUGCUUCUCCAUGCUGCUGAUCUAAAGCAUCAGAUUUGUGAAUCUAAUAUUUUGCUUCCCCCCCCCCCCCCACACACAGAGCAGUUUACAGCCGUGACGCUCGUCUCAUGGGGUCCAGUGAGUCUUUUUUUUCUUCUUCUUCUUCUUCUUUUUCUUUAUACAGUCAGGGAAAAGUUCGGCGCUCGAAUGAACUGCUGCUGUUAGAGGACGCUGUAGUUGCCUUAAUCGCUGGAGAGACCAGGACGGGUUUCAGGAUUUCUCCAGAACAGAAUGUCGAGGCUCUUUUCUUCAAGCUUUUGAAGAGAAUCGUUUGUCGAGUCCAGCCGCACAAAAUACAAUCAGCGCCUCACACCGUGUCGGGCAUAUUUAUAUAUUUUACAUUUAUGUGAACUGGUCUAACAGGUUAUACAUAUUUGAGUAGAUUUUAAAGACCUCCUGGUUUUGAGUGUGUGUGUGUGUGUGUGUGUGUGUGUGAGUGUGAGUGUGAGAGAGAUCAUUUGCACAUUAGAUGAACAGGUUAUAAUAGUUAAAACAUUAGUCACUUUAUCAUCCACAAUCCAUCGCCGCCAGGUGUUCUGCUGAUCACCAGCCUUUAGAUGGUGCUCAAGUACAAGAUGUAUUCAGUUUACAUUAAGGAAGUGUGUGUGUGUGUGUGUGAGUGUGAGAGAGAGAGAAGCUGCUCGACUGUUUUUAACACGCCCUCGUCUACUUCCACAUUAUGAUCAUAUAAAAAAACAAUGUCCCUAAAAGUACUUUAGUUCAAUGAAUCCUUUACCCAGAAUGCACUGCAGUCUCAAACGUAUAGGAACCGCAGUUUGACUCUUUGAUACCGACGUCCUCACAGAUCCCGAGCCAAAUCUCUGCGAACGUCUACGUUAGCUACGGGAAAUGUCCGAGGCGUGACCGUGUACUUCACGAGAUGGCCGUCACGUGGUUUACGUCUCAAGACGUUUGGCUUUGGAAACAAUCCGAUACGUUUCGUCGAUAAACGUGACCAAGAACCGAAUAUUUUUUUUUUUUACAGUCCGCAAACACAUGACGUUAACUUCUUCACGAAACAUGAUUGUUUUUUUUUUUGUUGUUGCUGUUUUUGCGUCCAGUGCCUUUAUCGUGAUCGGAAACACUCGUCCGAGAGUUUUCUCACGUGAGAAUCAGCUCGUGUCGGUGCAGAGAGCCAAUCAGGUUGCAGCCUUUAAACAUCGUGGAGCUUUUCGCCGCCGAGGAAAAGUGUACACGAUAUAUAUAUAACAGGAACGGAUCUUUACCCAGAAGGCGUCGCGGUCUCAAACGUAUAGGGAUGCACCAACGGACGUUUCGGCACAUGAGAUCGCAGAGAGCCAAUCAGAUUGCAGCGUCAAAGAUUCUGAAGCUUGUGGCCAGAAGAGUGUACAAAAGAUCUCCGAGUCUCUGUAUGCAGUGACCUGAAAUUUAACAGCGUACAAUACUCGUACUGGUGCUCCGUACCGGAUCGGCGCAUCGCCGGAUUCGAGAUGCCGCCGAUUUCCGUUUGAAUCACUAUAAAUAAAUCACAACUGCGAAUCAUCAAGAUUUACGAUGAGUCAAUCUACAGUGUUGUUGCUGGCCCAGGGUUGAGUGUGUUCCUGUUGAGAAAUCUUAUUGCUCACUACACACACCUCGACGUUUCUGAUCCAUCACAGAGUCAGCGAGGGCGUGUUGAAAGCAGAAGCUACAUCAGCAGCUGUGUCACCAUUUCACCUCGACUCCACAUCUGUCUGUGUAUUAUACAUGCAUAUGCAACUGGUUUAUGGAAUACCUCAUUUGUCUUCUUCGAGUUUCGUUUUUUUUUUCCAGGGGUUUUUUUUUUUGGUUUUUUUGCUUAAAGUUGUACAACGGUCGCUUCACAAAACUGAACAAUGGUCCUUGUGCAUAUUUUUGUACUGUUGUUGUUGUUAUGAUAUUAUAAUGCUGUUAUUGAUCUAAUUAUAAUGAUGAUAUUACUGAUGUUAGGUUUUCUUCUUCCUUUUCUAAUCACAACGAGAUUUACGACAAGACUCACGUGAACGCUUGUAAAACUGAUGUGUGCUGAUUGUAUUCAAAAGUGGAGCACUUUGU